GAGGAGGAGGAGGGGAAGCAAAGAAGGAGGAAAAAAAAGAGCGAGCAAGAGAGAGAAAGAGAGAGAAACAACACCCAACAACUAGAGAGGAGGGAAAAAAAGAAAGAAAAGAAACCCACCCACCCCCACCCCACCCCCGAAAAAAAAAAAAUCCGGUGGCGCGCCGCCUGGUUCCCGGGAAGACUCGCCAGCACCAGGGGGUGGGGAAGUGCGAGCUGCGAGCUGCUGGAGAGUGAGCAGCCCUAGCAGGGAUGGACAUGAUGCUGUUGGUGCAGGGUGCUUGUUGCUCGAACCAGUGGCUGGCGGCGGUGCUGCUCAGCCUGUGCUGCCUGCUGCCCUCCUGCCUCCCGGCUGGACAGAGCGUGGACUUCCCCUGGGCGGCCGUGGACAACAUGCUGGUCCGGAAAGGGGACACGGCGGUGCUUAGGUGUUAUUUGGAAGACGGAGCAUCAAAGGGUGCCUGGCUGAACCGGUCAAGUAUUAUUUUUGCUGGAGGUGAUAAGUGGUCUGUGGAUCCUCGAGUUUCAAUUUCAACAUUGAAUAAAAGGGACUACAGCCUCCAGAUACAGAAUGUAGAUGUGACAGAUGAUGGCCCAUACACGUGUUCAGUUCAGACUCAACAUACACCGAGAACAAUGCAGGUGCACCUAACUGUGCAAGUUCCUCCGAAGAUCUAUGACAUCUCAAAUGAUAUGACCAUCAAUGAAGGAACCAAUGUCACCCUCACUUGUUUGGCCACUGGGAAACCAGAACCUUCCAUUUCCUGGCGGCACAUCUCUCCAUCAGCAAAACCAUUUGAAAAUGGACAAUAUUUGGACAUUUAUGGAAUUACAAGGGAUCAGGCUGGAGAAUAUGAAUGCAGUGCAGAAAAUGAUGUGUCAUUCCCAGAUGUGAAGAAAGUAAAAAUUGUCGUGAACUUUGCUCCUACAAUUCAGGAAAUUAAGUCUGGCACAGUGGCCCCUGGACGCAGUGGAUUGAUAAGAUGUGAAGGAGCAGGUGUGCCACCUCCAGUCUUUGAAUGGUACAAAGGAGAGAAGAAGCUCUUCAAUGGCCAGCAAGGAAUUAUUAUUCAAAAUUUUAGCACAAGAUCCAUUCUCACCGUUACCAAUGUGACACAGGAGCACUUCGGCAACUAUACUUGUGUGGCUGCCAAUAAGCUAGGCACAACCAAUGCGAGCCUGUCGCUCAACCCUCCAAGUACAGCCCAGUAUGGAAUUACCGGGAGCGCUGAAGUUCUUUUCUCCUGCUGGUACCUUGUGUUGACACUGUCCUCUUUCACCAGCAUAUUCUACCUGAAGAAUGCCAUUCUACAAUAAAUUUAAAGACCCAUAAAAGGCUUUUAAGGAUUCUCUGAAAGUGCUGAUGGCUGGAUCCAAUCUGGUACAGUUUGUUAAAAGCAGCGUGGGAUAUAAUCAGCAGUGCUUACAUGGGGAUGAUCGCCUUCUGUAGAAUUGCUCAUUAUGUAAAUACUUUAAUUCUACUCUUUUUUUGAUUAGCUACAUUACCUUGUGAAGCAGUACACAUUGUCCUUUUUUUAAGACGUGAAAGCUCUGAAAUUACUUUUAGAGGAUAUUAAUUGUGAUUUCAUGUUUGUAAUCUACAACUUUUCAAAAGCAUUCAGUCAUGGUCUGCUAGGUUGCAGGCUGUAGUUUACAAAAACGAAUAUUGCAGUGAAUAUGUGAUUCUUUAAGGCUGCAAUACAAGCAUUCAUUUCCCUGUUUCAAUUCGAGUCAAUCCACAUUUACAAAGAUGCAUUUUUUUUCUUUUUUGAUAAAAAAGCAAAUAAUAUUGCCUUCAGAUCAUUUCUUCAAAAUAUAAUCCAUAUCUAGAUUUUUCUGCUCGCAUGAUAUUCAGGUUUCAGGAAUGAGCCUUGUAAUAUAACCGGCUGUGCAGCUCUGCUUCUCUUUCCUGUAAGUUCAGCAUGGGUGUGCCUUCAUCAAAUAAUAUUUCUCUUUUGUCUCCAAGUAAUAAAACUGUUUUGCCAAAUCCCACGAUUUGAGAGCAAAAAAGGAACCACAGUGAUAAAGUCAAACUACUUAUCUCUAAAGAACAGAGGAGCUAUUUUGAUUGUAAAAGUCUCUCCCCUCAUUACCAGUGGGGUUUGAGAAUUUUUGUCCCAUAAUAACUCAGUUUUGAGACAAAAAGCAAUUUAAGCACAUAGUACAAGUCAAUUUACCAAUGGAUGCUUUAGUUGUUGUGAAAUGUUAGAUUCACACUGGGAGUUAAUUCCCUUUGAACAGGACAGUACAGUCCAUCCAAAAUACUGCCUUGCCGAGCAGCAUCUUCCCCUUCACUUUUCCAAGCCAACAUUACUAAGCUGGUUGUUCAGAAAGUAUGAUAACCUAAUUUUAUAUGAGUUGCUAAAGCACUCAAAAUUAAUUUGGUUCUAUGGCAGGUAUGUUGGUAUGAUAGAUACAUUGCUCCCAUGAACAGGAACGUUUUGCAUAUUUUCCAUCUGAAAACGUCACUCAGUUGAUAGUUUGGAAAGCAUUUUAUAUAAAGAUAGUUCCAGAAUCUAUUAUAAAAAAGUUUCAGGAUGGUAUGCAGCAGAUCAAUCCCUGAAUAACUAAUUUGGAUAUAAACUUAACUCUCUAACCAUUUUACCUCAAAUUAAUAAGGCCAAAAAAAUAUUUACCAUGGUUCAUUUAUUCACGUGCAAGAGGUGUUUAAAAACAAAACUCCAGAGAUUAGAAUUUCUUAAGAUACACCAAUUUUGUAAUAUCAUAAUUAUAUAUUAUUUUUAAGAAAACUACAUGUUUAAGGAAAUGACUGUUACUUUAACGAGUAUUAUAUUACAGAAAUAGUUUAAUAAUUUUACAAAAAAAAAUAACUACAGUGAUUAACUUAGUUACAAAGUAUUUCAUAGAAGUUGUGCAUAUUUAAAAUAUCUCAAAAUUUGCCCUAAAAGAGAUAACUUGAAAACCAUAAUUUUUUAAAGUAAAUUUAGUCCCAAAAUAUACUAUACAAAGUGAAACUUAAAUAAGGAGGCAAAAAUGUACAAAUGGUUCUACAAAAAUGGCAAUAAUAUGACAUUAUGCCAUUAAAUUUACACUCUAAUAAUUUACUACAUUAUUUUGAUUUAUUUGCUAAAAUAUUUUUUUAAAUUAAUAUGGCAUUUUAACUUUGAUUACUUUUGGUUCAUUUAAAAUUGAUAUACUUUUUAAAAUAUUCUUUGUGGAAUUGGUGAGUAAACUACAAAUUCUAUUUUUUGUAUUGCAGCUUUAAAGUGGCACACUCCAUAAUAAUCUACUUACUAGAAAUAGUGGUGCUACCACAAAAGUGUUAACCAUCAGUACCAUUGUUUGGGAGAAAGAAACAGAUCAAGAAUGCAUAUUAUACAGUGACCGCUUUCCUAGAGUUAAAAAAUACCUCCUCUUUGUAAGGUUUGUAGGGUAAUGUGAGGUAAAUCGAGGUAUAAACUAUGGAUGAACCAAAUAAUUAGUUCAAAGUGUUGUCAUGAUUCCGAAUUUGUGGAGUCUGGUGUUUUUUCCAUAGAAUGUGACAGAAGUACAGUCAUAGCUCAGUAGCUAUAUGUAUUUGCCUUUAUGUUAGAAAAGACUUUCUUGAGUGACAUUUUUAAAUAGAGGAGGUAUUUACUAUGUUUUUCUGUAUCACAGCAGCAUUCCUAGUCCCUAGGCCCCUGGACAGAGUGAAAUCAUGAGUAUUUAUGAGUUCAAUAUUGUUCAAAUAAGGCUACAGUAUUUGCUUUUUUGUGUGAAUGUAUUGCAUAUAAUGUUCAAGUAGAUGAUUUUACAUUUAUGGACAUAAGAAAUGUCUGAUUACUCCAUUUUAUCAGUCCUGACUGUACAAGAUUGUUGCAAUUUCAGAAUAGUGGUUUUAUAAAAUUGAUUUAUCUUCUGAUCUAUGACAGUUUUUUUUUUUCUAACUAUUCAUUUUAGCGUUAGAUUUCCACAAGUUCCAUUUGUGGGACUCCUUUUGUUGCCCCUGAAUUUUCUUUUUCAAAGAAGAAAAAGGACAAAAAUAGAGAGCAGUUGAGAAAGAAGAGGGAAAAGAGAAAAAUGCAAAGAAGGGAAAGACAGCCAAAGAAAGAAGAAAGGCAAGACAGAAGGAAAGCUAGGAGGGAGGAAAGAAUUGAAAUAUUAAGGUAGUUGAUGACAGUUCAUUUGCAUUAUUCUUUUACCUACAAGUAUGCAAUUAUGUUUUACAAUGAUCCCAUUCAAAACAUAAGUCCUGUUGCUACCAUUAAAUCCCUAUUAUGCAGCAAUUACAUAACAAAAGUACUGCCCAAAUUAUAGCAUUGUAUUUUGAGGGACACUACAAGAUUUGAGAGAGAGAGAAUGUCAAGCUUAAAGCCACUUGGGGGGAUUUAAGUGAAAAAUAAAUGUUUUAUCAUAACAUUUAAGAUAUAUCUAGAAAGUAGACUGGAGAACUGAGAAAAUUACCAGAUAAUUCAGGACAAAUUAUAUAUAUAUAUAUAAGUAUAUAUAAAUACCCCUAUGUGUGAACUCAGAACAAUCUGAGAAACUUAUCAAAGCCAAUCAUUUAUAUUGAUCAAAUUUACUGAAUAAUUGUUAAUUUAUCCAUUGUAUUUAGCUUUGUGACACAGCCAAAAGUUAACUAUUUAAUCUUUUCAAUAAAAAUUGUUUUUUGAAAUUCAGAAAUGAUUUAAAAAAGGUCAGGUUUUUAACUAUUUAUUGAAGUAUGUGGAUGUACAGUAUUUCAAUAGAUAUGAAUAUGAAUAAAUGGUAUGCCUUAAGAUCCUUUGAAUAUGUAUUUACUUUAAAGACUGGAAAAGGCUCUUCCUGUCUUUUAGUAAAACAUCCAUAUUUCAUAAUCUGAUGUAAAAUAUGUUGUACUGUUUCCAAUAGGUGAAUAUAAAGUCAGUUUAUCAAUUAAAAUAUGUAUUUGACUCAUUUUAAAACUUAGUUUGAGAGAAAGUGGAAAAAAUAAUGAUUUAAGCAUAUUUCUGCUAGUCCCAUUUUUUAAAUUUUAUGCUGUAACCACUGUACCAUUUUCACAUCUUUUCAGCCCUUCAAAAAAAAAUACAGGGUAAAGAUUUUAGAUGCUACAACUUCA
Messenger RNA from Sorex araneus (European shrew), 5037 nucleotides. It is a transcript of the gene NEGR1, whose product is annotated as neuronal growth regulator 1. The transcript is spliced from 7 exons. The record is from RefSeq and is a predicted model, not a curated record. NCBI's taxonomy places the organism in Eukaryota, Metazoa, Chordata, Mammalia, Eulipotyphla, Soricidae. Gene Ontology annotation, cellular component: neuron projection. The coding region runs from base 252 to 1316 and encodes 354 amino acids.